Molecule: messenger RNA, 639 nt
Organism: Vanessa tameamea
Lineage: Eukaryota; Metazoa; Arthropoda; Insecta; Lepidoptera; Nymphalidae
Exons: 6
Coding region: 1-639 (212 amino acids)
Source: RefSeq, a predicted model, not a curated record
AUGACACGCCCUUGUCUCGUGAAGGAUUCCUUAGAAUCUUCCCUGUUGACUCUGAUCGCAGUGGACUGCUUUUUAUCCAGCUAUGAUACCGGAGAGACUGCACUAUAUAUAUCUCGUUGUGGUGGCCACGAUGUGGCCAAGAGAGGCUUAAUCUUUCCACCUACAAGUUUAUAUGGAACGUUCCUUGCUAUUGCCGUACCCCUCGACAUACCGGACAGGAAUGUAUUCGUUUCCUACAAUUUUGAGUCCAACUACGCAGUCAUUAGCAACAUCACCCAGAUCGAUGAAGUUAUAUUUCCAAACCUACCCGUGGUUACUGCACGUCACAGCCGAAGCAUAACACGGGAGUUGGCAUACACGACCCUGGAAACGAAAUUCAAAGAACACGGUAUGGAGGGGAAGAGCUGUAUGCUUCGGAAUAUUUGCGAGGCUGCUGAAACGCCGCUUCAUCACAACGGUCUCUUGGGACACAUAAUGCAUAUUGUUUUCACACCGUCUUCAUCAAAAGAGGAAGGUUUAGACGACGAGUAUUACCAAGCAGAGGCAGACGGUCUGAGAGGCGACUGUGACAAAUAUCUCGACCUCUGCCCUUUUAGUCUCUUUGACGUUGUGACCAGACUCGUUGAAAUACGACAUUAA